AUGGGAGCUGACGGGGUUAUUACACUGGGCGCAGAUGCUUUUAAAAUGUAUCUGCCCAGCUGGAGUUUGAAGGGAAGUUUAAGAGCCUUUAAAAAUCACUCUCAGGACAGUGAGGAGAAGGGGGAGGAAAAUAAAAUUCAUGGAGUUCGGUUUCUUUAUCGGUUUAUCAGAAAUCUGGAGGGUCGCUUAAAAAUCGGUGGUGCUCGGUACCCAGAAGGAAAAAAAGAAAGUUGUAUUAACAAUAUCUGUGGCCAGGCAGUUCCGAAAGGCCGGGGAGAUGCCGGGCUGCUGGCCCGGCUGGCUGUGGGAAGGGGCCGGGACACUGCGGGAGGCGGCGGGGGGUGCCGGAGCCCCCUCUGUGGGUUCCCCCUUCCCCAUGCACGCUGCUGUGGGACUAACUAUUGUUGUGUUUGGGGUUUUUUUUGUUUUUUUUUUUUGUUUCGUUAUGAUAUUUUCCCCCCCUCUGUGUGUGUGACUAUUGUAUUUUCUUUCAGACACCCCCUGUUCCCUCUUUUAGCACUGAUUUUUGAGAAAUGUGAAUUAGCUACAUGCACACCCAGGGAGCCCGGGGUAGCGGGAGGCGAUGUUUGCUCCUCUGAGUCUUUCAAUGAAGACAUAGCAGUGUUCGCCAAACAGAUCCGAGCAGAGAAACCCCUCUUUUCCUCUAAUCCUGAACUGGAUAACUUGAUGAUUCAAGCCAUACAAGUAUUAAGGUUUCAUCUGUUGGAAUUAGAGAAGGUACACGAAUUAUGUGACAAUUUCUGCCACCGGUAUAUUAGCUGUUUGAAAGGAAAAAUGCCUAUCGAUUUGGUCAUAGACGAUAGAGAGGGCGGAUCAAAAUCGGACAGUGAAGACAUAACAAGAUCAGCAAACCUAACGGAUCAGCCCUCCUGGAACAGAGACCACGAUGACACGGCAUCAACGCGCUCCGGGGGAACCCCCGGACCCUCCAGCGGAGGACACACAUCACACAGCGGGGACAACAGCAGUGAGCAAGGUGACGGCUUGGACAACAGUGUAGCUUCCCCCAGCACAGGUGAUGAUGAUGAUCCAGAUAAGGACAAAAAGCGACAUAAAAAGCGUGGCAUCUUUCCCAAAGUAGCCACAAAUAUCAUGAGGGCAUGGCUGUUCCAGCAUCUAACACACCCUUACCCUUCAGAAGAGCAGAAAAAGCAGUUGGCACAAGACACAGGGCUCACUAUACUUCAAGUGAACAACUGGUUUAUUAAUGCUAGAAGAAGAAUAGUUCAGCCCAUGAUAGACCAGUCCAAUCGAGCAGUAAGUCAAGGAACACCCUAUAACCCCGACGGGCAGCCGAUGGGAGGUUUCGUGAUGGACGGCCAGCAGCACAUGGGCAUCCGAGCGCCAGGACCUAUGAGUGGAAUGGGCAUGAAUAUGGGCAUGGAGGGGCAGUGGCACUACAUGUAACCUUCACCUAGGUAACCAAUGGCAAAGCCAGGGGGAAGGCUGCAAAGUAUGCCAGGGGAUUAUGUGUCUCGGGGUAGUCCAAUGGGUAUGAAUAUGGGACAGCCAAGCUAUACGCCGCCCCAGAUGCCCCCCCAUCCUGCUCAGCUGCGUCAUGGCCCCCCCAUGCAUACCUACAUUCCUGGACACCCUCACCACCCAGCGAUGAUGAUGCAUGGAGGACCACCCCACCCUGGAAUGCCCAUGUCAGCAUCAAGCCCCACAAUGCUUCAUACCGGCGAGCCAGCAGUGAGCGGACAAGUGAUGGACAUUCAUGCUCAGUAGCUUAAGGGAAAUACACGUCGUCUGCAGCGAUGGUAGAUUUCAAACAUUGUCUUUCUGCAAUGACUAUGGAGUUCUUGGCGUCAACUUUGGACCAAGGGACGUUCCAGUUCUUCACAGGGACCCUGAAAAGCAGGAAAACACCAACUGAAGUCAACUUCUGGGGACAUGCUAAAUACCUAUAUAAGACAUUAAGAAAACAAAGAGUGAAAUAUUGUAAAAUGCUAUUAUACUGUUAUCCAUAUUACGUUGUUUCUUAUAGAUUUUUUAAAAAAAAUGUGAAAUUUUUCCACACUAUGUGUGUUGUUUCCAUAGCUCUUCACUUCCUCCAGAAGCCUCCUUACAUUAAAAAAGAAGCCUUACACUUAUCCUGCAAAUGACAGAAAGGGCUUAUUUGCAGGAUUUUUAGAGCAUUAAAAUAACUAUGUCAGGCAGAAGAAUCUUUCUUCUAUCCUAGGAUUUCAGCCAUGCGCACUCUCUCUCCCUCUCUCUCUCUCUCUCUCUCCCUCCCUCCCUCUCCCCCCUCUCUCCUCCUCUGUCUGUCUUUCUUUCUCUCCCUUUCUCCCCGUCUCUCUCCCUCUCUCUCUUUCUAGCCUGGGGCGUGAAUUUGCAUGUCUAAUUCAUUUACUCACCAUAUUUGAAUUGGCCUGAACAGAUGUAAAUCGGGAAGGAUGGGAAAAACUGAAGUCAUCAACAAUGAUUAAUCAGCUGUUGCAGGCAGUGUCUUAAGGAGACUGGUAGGAGGAAGCAUGGAAACGGAAAGGCAGUGUAUUCGAAGCCUAAUUGUCACAUCAGAGCAUCCUUGUCCCCAUGCAGCAACCACCACCUUGUACAUCACUUCCUGUUUUAUGCAGCUCAAAACAUGGACUGAAGAUUUAUUUUUAAUAUGUUGACUUUCUUUCUGGGCAAGACAUCGGUCAUGUGUGCAUUUUUUUUUUUUUUCCAUAGUCCCAUCAUGGAGCAUUUAUGUAUACAUUGUAAAUAAAUUUUGUGCAAAAAGGACUGGAAAAAUGAUCUGUAUUAUUGCAAUUUUUUGUAAAAGUAGCAGUUUGGUAUGAGUUGGCAUGCAUACAGAUUUACUAAGUGGGAUAAGCUAAUUAUACUUUUGUUGUGGUUAAACAAAUGCUUGUUGAUAGCCUUUUUCUAUCAAGAAACCAAGGAGCUAAUUAUUAUUAAUAAUAAUCAUUGCACACUGAGUCUUAGAGUUUCUGAUUGAAACAGUUUGGAUUGUAUAAUAACUCAAAGCCCAGUUGUAGUAGUUUGAGUGCAGUAAUGAAAUCUGAAUCUAAAAUAAAAACAAAUUAUUUUUUGUCA
This is a messenger RNA of Parus major (Great Tit), 3060 nucleotides long. RefSeq names its product Meis homeobox 1 (gene MEIS1). NCBI's taxonomy places the organism in Eukaryota, Metazoa, Chordata, Aves, Passeriformes, Paridae. Bases 1 to 1428 code for a protein of 475 amino acids. Gene Ontology annotation, biological process: animal organ morphogenesis; embryonic pattern specification; hemopoiesis. Gene Ontology annotation, molecular function: RNA polymerase II cis-regulatory region sequence-specific DNA binding; DNA-binding transcription activator activity, RNA polymerase II-specific. The transcript is spliced from 12 exons. The record is from RefSeq and is a predicted model, not a curated record.